Molecule: messenger RNA, 885 nt
Organism: Racocetra persica
Lineage: Eukaryota; Fungi; Glomeromycota; Glomeromycetes; Diversisporales; Gigasporaceae
Source: the annotation of a GenBank genome assembly
UCCAAGACCGAUUAGAUUUUUCUUCAAGCAAUUUCUUUAAAAAUCCAUCAGUUCAAGAAAGAGGUGAGGGAGAUUCACAACCUAUGCCUAAAGUUUCUUCAUUAAAAUAUUACACGGUUGCUAAAGAAGAAAAAACUAGAAUUUUUUUAUCAUAUAAAGAAUGUGAAGAAUAUGUUAAAGGUAUUCCUGGAGCUUUGUAUAGAUCAUUUUAUACAAAGAUCGAGGCUCAGAAUUUUAUCGAUCAACAAAAUAUCGAUGAUGAUUUAAAAGAUGUAUUAAAUGUUUGGACCGACGGAUAUUGUAAACAAAAUGGAUUACCAGAUGCUGUCGGAAGUAUUGGAGUAUUUUUUGGAGAUAACGAUCCAAGAAAUCUGUCUGAACAACUCCCUGGUGAACGUCAAACUAAUAAUCGUGCAGAAAUCUAUGCUGCAAUUAGAGCUCUUGAAAUUUGUGAUAAAAUGGAAAAUCUAAUUAUAAAUACUGAUAGUAACUACGUUAUCAUUUCUAGAGAUGUUAAAAGACCAAAAACUAAUUUUGAUCUAGUUAAUAGAUUCAAUGAUUUAAUUAAAGAACGCAAAGGGAAAACGUAUCUAAAACAUGUGAAGGGACAUAGUGGCAUUUAUAGAAAUGAAAAGGCUGAUAGGUUAGCAUAUUUAGAAAAAUUAACAUCUAAUCAUGAUGAUGAAGGUCACAUAACCGAAUAUAUUCAAAUCAAGUUGAGCGAUAAUCAAAAUGCUCUUCUUGAUAAAGAAUGUCAAGAAUUUCUUAAGCAGCAUAAAUUUGUUCUCGAUAAGGCUAAUAAUAUCAUCGAAGAAACCACUGAAGAAUAUUUAUUCGAAUUACUUUACCCUGAAGCAAAAUUAGCAAAUAUUAAAUUUAAGAACG